AGCUAAGUCUUGAUCUGGAAUCCACCUUUCAACAAAGAUGCAUGUGAAUGAAUCCAAAGUGAUACAACCAAACAGAACUGGAUUACCUUUGAGCUGCACCCAAAACUACAACCUGGUGAGGAGAUGUGUUGGUGGUAGGCCGAGCCGAUCCAUAAAUCAGAGACAAAAGAAGAGCACCUGAGGAAGAAGUGCACGGGCACAACUUGAUGCAUCAGAUCCUACAUGCAAAUUACAUGGAGGAUGAAGUGCACCUGCAUGCACAACCAUCAUGCUCAGGUGUCAAAGCAAGUAUCAAACUCUUCUUCUUCUUCUUCUUCUUCUUCAAGUUGGUCGGACAGAAAUCUGGUGAAGCAUACAUGUAAUCUUCCACUUGUUUCCACCCUAAUUGAGCAAAUCUUCUUUCCACCUCUAGGGCGGACUCUGCCUUAUCAAGAAGCUAAAUUUGAUUUGGAUUGAUUGCACUAGAGAUAAUCCAAGAAUAUGACCAUAGCCAGAUGUCCAAUCCUGUUAAAAGCAAUAAAUUUUCACUCACUUUUUCCUGCAGCAAUUCAGAAAUCAAAACCUAAAGGAUUCAUAAAUCUUCAUCCAAAGGUUGGCCUUUAAUAACACCCCAAAACAGAUCCGAUCAUAAGAUGAGAUGAAUGAGAGAAGCAUUGAAAUGUCAUUGUAGGCACCACAUUUUGCACUCGACCGAAGCCAAAAGGAAACUGGUUCAGAAGAAAAAGAGAUCAACAUCCACAAACUAAGACUAUGAUCAGAGUGUGGAUGGAUUCCAAGCCUCCCAUCGAAGAGAUUGAAAAGAAAAUAAACACAAAGGUUUCUUGAGAUUGGCAAUAAGGAAUGGAAUGGAGGCAGGAUAAGAUAGAAAAGCAGGUGCCCUGUUAGUUUUCACAGUCCACCAGGAAGCUCUGCAGAGGCUGCAUGCCAUUUCCAUCCAAUCACACCGGACAAAAUAAAGUGGGAGAAAAGAUGUGCGUAGAUUUGGAAAAGGAACAGCCUAAGGCACUCUUCUCCACACGACAUCAUCAGACCCAAGAUAUAUUCCCCUUCCAACACCAGUGUUUCCCCCACCAAAUGCCCCCUCACGCAAGCCUGGAAAUAUUCACACAUCAAGGAUAUGAACACAACCUGCAACACAUCUCACGAUCACUUAGCCCCGUCCAGAACAUUCAAAUUUUAAUGCAUGGAAGCUGGAAGACAUGAAUAACCAUGUCUGGAAGUAGUUAUCCACCUUUGGGUACCUGCAAGAGCACGCUUACAAGCACUAACAAAAAAAGUACCAUCUCCUGCAUGGCAAAGUGAUAGGUAAGAAUUACCUGUUAUUCCCUUGGAGAAGCCCCUCCAAAUGCUAAAUCCACCAACCUUUGGACUUUUCUCCCGAUCCUGUUCCCCAUUCAGAGGUCUUUUUGCAUGGAUCCAAAUUAACCAAACCCAACUCCUUAGAAAGCCACAAAAGCCUUGCCUUCUUGGACUUUGCACCUCCAAUGCUGAUUCUCCUCUCUCUUUUACAUUCGUCCCGAAUCAACCAAGUGCUAAGGAGACAUGCAAUGGAUGAAAGGAAGAAGACAACUCGUGCUCCCUAUAAAUUCAUGACUCCCUCCCAGACACCCUGUGAAAUCCCCCCCAAAAAAACAAAUCACUCCCACUGCAACACAACCCCACCCAUUCCCGAUUGUGGAAUCAAUUUCGGUCGAUCCAUGGGAAGGCAAAGUAAUGAUACUACAGUCCGCUGCUCAUCCAUCGCAUUGCUGCAAGAGAGGUUCAGGCAGUUGCAGCGAAUCAAAGAGAUGAGGGAGGAGAAGCGGAUACUGCGAAUGAUUGCUGAAGCUGAACAACCCAAGUGGUUCUUCUGCCGUGACCUGGCACAUCCUUCCAGGCCUCUGUGUGAUUCUUCAUCCCUUCAGGCUGAGUACCAUGUCAACUGCACCGAAAUCCAGUCGUUUAAGACCUCUCUCUCAUUAUGCUUGUGGUCCAGUGAUGUUAGCAUGAAGAUGUCCAAUGAAACAGAAGUCGACACUUCUCUUCACCUGUAAAAGUGGUCAUACUUGCUUGUCCAGCCAACCACAAAUUUUCCUGUUUCUUUCUCUCUCUCUCUCUCUCUCUCUCUCUC
This is a messenger RNA of Musa acuminata subsp. malaccensis (wild Malaysian banana), 2110 nucleotides long. The record is from RefSeq and is a predicted model, not a curated record. Lineage: Eukaryota; Viridiplantae; Streptophyta; Magnoliopsida; Zingiberales; Musaceae.